CUGACCGUAGAUUUCGAAACGUUUUUGGUAAUAGAAAUUAUUUUCGAGGAAGACUCAAUUUCGAUUUUACGUGUUUCAUAGUUAGGCAAAUCCUGAACAAUGGAUGCUAUGCUUCAGAAGCACAGCGCUAAACACAUAUACAAGGUGCCAGAAGGAUUAAGAGAACUCUGCACCGACAUUUCACGCGAGGUCCUCCGAUUGCAACCGAAGAACCUGUACGGUUUCGUCGCUGAAUACGUGGACACGCUCCUAAUCACGCGCGAGAACACAAAAAUCGCUGUCAAAGUCGUGAAUAACAUUUUACUGGGAAGCCAGGCAAUUCUGAGCAUUCUUUAUCGAACUGGUUUCAGUUUGGAGCAGAUCGCAGUCGCUGCACCGCGGAUUCAAAGAGCGUUUCGAGAGUACCUGGACGCGGUGGACAUUCGACCAACACAGACAUGCGAGGAGCAUACAUGUGAUGAAGAAGCUGUGGUAUCGAUACGAAAUAUUCUGGAAGCAACAGGAUCGACGAGGGAGACUGCAGAACGCGCUGCUACUGUGAUUCAAGUUAGGAUUUCGAAACAAAAUUAUAUGGGAUUAGUCAAAAUGAUCAUCUAUUGGGACACUUGGACAUUUAUGAUAGGGAGAGUUGGGAGAAUUUUGUUUAGAAAUAAUGAUAGAAAGGUGUGAGCUAGCUAGCUAAGAAGGUGUGAGCUAGCUCUAGCUAAGAAGGUGUGAGAUAGCUAGUU
This is a messenger RNA of Colletes gigas, 728 nucleotides long. Its product is annotated as sperm surface protein Sp17-like. Bases 100 to 669 code for a protein of 189 amino acids. The transcript has 5 exons. The record is from RefSeq and is a predicted model, not a curated record. NCBI's taxonomy places the organism in Eukaryota, Metazoa, Arthropoda, Insecta, Hymenoptera, Colletidae.